UAAGAGUGAUUUGAUUUGUACUUAAAAACUUUGGUUUUUGUGUUAAAUCCUCUGACACGACCUUUUUCGGGAGGAUGUUUUCUCUUCAGUAAUGUCUCUAAUGCAAAUCCAAUUAUUUCGCGCUCUUUCAUGGCUAACUCAGCAGCAACAUACAUCCUUUAAUGGACUCAAACGAAGAUUCAUCACAAACAAUGCAUCAACUUUUCACUCUUCGAAGAGAACUACUCAAACCCAAAUCGAGAAAUCGCAGAGCAAACUUCCCUCUAAAUCUGGAGACUCGGAUAUUAAGGAGUGGAACGUAGCUAUAAGCAGCUACAUGCGUACUGGAAGGUGCAGCGAAGCGCUUCGUGUCUUUAAGCGCAUGCCCAGGUGGAGCUCCGUUUCUUAUAACGCCAUGAUCUCUGGGUACUUGAGAAAUGGUGAGUUUGAACUCGCCCGGAUGUUGUUCGAUGAAAUGCCUGAACGGGAUUUAGUUUCUUGGAAUGUGAUGAUCAAAGGGUAUGUACGGAACAGGAAUCUUGGGAUAGCUAGGGAAUUGUUUGAGAGAAUGCCUGAGAGGGAUGUUUGUUCGUGGAAUACGAUGCUGUCGGGAUACGCUCAGAACGGGUGUGUUGAUGAUGCAAGGAGGAUCUUUGAUCGAAUGCCUGAGAAAAAUGAAGUGUCGUGGAAUGCAUUGCUCUCAGCAUAUGUUCAGAACAAUAAGUUGGAGGAGGCUUGUGCAUUGUUUGGGUCUAGGGAAAAUUGGGCAUUAGUUUCAUGGAACUGCUUGCUUGGUGGGUUUGUUAAGAAGAAAAAGAUUGUCGAGGCAAGACAAUUUUUUGAUAGUAUGAAGGUGAGGGAUGUGGUCUCUUGGAAUACGAUCAUUACUGGUUAUGCACAGAACGGGAAAAUAGAUGAGGCACGACAACUUUUUGAUGAGUCUCCUGUUCAAGACGUCUUUACAUGGACAGCUAUGGUGUCAGGAUAUAUACAAAACCGAAUGGUGGAAGAAGCGAGAGAAUUAUUCGACAACAUGCCAGAGAGAAACGAAGUGUCAUGGAAUGCCAUGCUUGCGGGAUAUGUGCAGGGGGAGAGAAUGGAGAUGGCAAAGGAAUUGUUUGAUGUUAUGCCUUGUAGGAAUGUUAGUACAUGGAACACGAUGAUAACUGGAUUUUCUCAGUGCGGAAAAAUUUCUGAAGCUAAGAACCUUUUUGAUAAAAUGCCUAUGAGAGAUCCGGUCUCUUGGGCAGCUAUGAUUUCAGGGUAUUCACAAAGUGGGCACAGCUAUGAAGCUCUGCGUUUGUUUGUACAAAUGGAGAGAGAGGGAGGUAGACUGAAUCGGUCUUCGUUUUCAUCUGCUCUAAGCACAUGUGCAGACGUUGUUGCUCUCGAGCUCGGGAAGCAAUUGCAUGGGCGACUGGUCAAAGGUGGGUAUGAGACUGGGUGCUUUGUUGGAAAUGCGCUUUUGUUGAUGUAUUGCAAAUGUGGAAGCAUAGAAGAAGCUAAUGACUUGUUUAAGGAAAUGAAUGGGAAGGACAUUGUCUCUUGGAACACAUUGAUUGCAGGUUAUUCAAGGCACGGGUUCGGAGAAGAGGCUUUAAGGUUCUUUGAGUCGAUGAAGAGAGAAGGACUGAAGCCAGAUGAUGCUACUUUGGUUGCGGUAUUAUCUGCGUGCAGUCACACAGGACUUGUUGACAAAGGCAGGCAAUAUUUCUAUACGAUGACUCAAGACUAUGGUGUAACGCCUAACUCACAACACUAUGCUUGCAUGGUUGAUCUUCUCGGUCGAGCUGGGCUUCUAGACGAAGCUCACAAUCUAAUGAAGAAAAUGCCCUUUGAACCAGACGCUGCUAUUUGGGGAACUUUACUUGGUGCAAGCAGAGUCCAUGGAAACACAGAUCUAGCUGAAACAGCUGCAGAUAAGAUUUUUGCUAUGGAGCCUGAAAAUUCUGGUAUGUAUGUUCUUCUCUCUAAUAUAUAUGCUUCUUCGGGUCGAUGGGGAGAUGUAGGUAAACUACGAGUGAAAAUGCGGGAUAAAGGGGUAAAGAAAGUUCCAGGGUACAGUUGGAUUGAGAUUCAGAACAAAACUCAUACUUUCUCGGUUGCAGAUGAGUUUCAUCCUGAGAAAGACAAGAUAUAUGCGUUUUUGGAGGAUCUGGAGUUGAGAAUAAAGAAAGCAGGGUAUGUUUCAAAGACGAGUGUGGUUCUUCAUGAUGUGGAAGAAGAAGAGAAAGAGCGUAUGGUUCGGUACCAUAGCGAGAGACUGGCUGUAGCGUAUGGAAUAAUGCAUGUGCCUUCAGGGAGACCGAUCCGUGUGAUUAAGAAUCUGCGUGUGUGUGAGGACUGUCACAAUGCCAUCAAGUAUAUGGCUAAAAUUACAGGGAGAUUAAUUAUUUUGAGGGAUAAUAACAGAUUUCACCAUUUUAAGGAUGGUUCAUGUUCUUGUGGAGACUACUGGUGAAGUGAUGGUGAUUCCAUUUCAUCUUGAUUCAGUAUAACUAUUGACCAAUUAGAAAGGGAAAUGGAUUCUGUCUUCGUUUGGCAACAGGUGAAGGGAAGUGUUGUGCAUUGAUGUGUCAUGCCUGAUUUCACCAUUGAUGUAAGCAAAUUGAGGAUUCUCAAUCUUGUAUUAUUCGUGUCUAACUGGGUGUUUUCGCUGCUUGACAGUUGACAUAGUCUCUAGUGCGUGCUAUGGCAUGCUGCACCAUGUUCCACAAGUGUACCUUGGACCCUUUCUGUUAAUCUCGCAUCUCGACUUGCCAACUUCUGCUGAAAAGGUAAACAAAUUACGAAAAGAAUCAUCAGCCUUAACAGUGUGCUUGACCAACAUCCCAAAAUUUAACCUCGCUAACACUCGUAGAUUUUAGACAUCCCAAAUUCUGGCUAAGGGUGCUGGCUAACUUAAUAGUACAUGAAUCUGUUGGUGGUUGCCUCAACAAAAUGUUAAUGGCGCUAUUUCCUCCUCCCAAGUUGUAUCAGGCUGAAACAAUUUUGAUAGGGUAGAAAUUCGAAACAUAGCUCAAAGACAGUGCACUCACAACUCCAACAUUGCGAGGCUGCUCUUAUCCAUAACAGGUUUUUGGCUGUUGCAUUGCUAUCUUAAUCUCACACUCACUGAACCUGAAAAUUACAACAGUUCUGAAAGAAGUUGUGCAGAUUUUGAAAUCACUUGAGAUUCAUUAGGCACAUUGCGAGUUCUUAUAGCAAUUUUGGUAAAUCUGUGUGGAAUGAAAGGUAUAACUUUGUCUACUAGUCAUCAUAGUCUUCUUCUUCUGCUUCAAUAGGACUUUUUACUUAA
Molecule: messenger RNA, 3277 nt
Organism: Capsella rubella
Lineage: Eukaryota; Viridiplantae; Streptophyta; Magnoliopsida; Brassicales; Brassicaceae
Product: pentatricopeptide repeat-containing protein At4g02750
Exons: 4
Coding region: 92-2440 (782 amino acids)
Biological process (GO): RNA modification
Molecular function (GO): RNA binding; protein binding; zinc ion binding
Source: RefSeq, a predicted model, not a curated record